GCUGACAGUGGUGUACGAGAAUCGGUUCUGCAUUCCGUUCGAAAAUUCUGCACACCUGAAUUGAUACCGUUCUGGACCUGUUUCAAUGAAACUUUGCAGGCAAUGUCACGUGGAGAAGACUGGUCUGGGAGGUCCUGCUGCAAAUUGGCUAGGGCACCAUUAUGUCGUCAUGCUUGCAGUACUGGUUCUUCAGACGAUGACUUAAAAACAUCAUGUAGGCGGAGUGACGAACAAACGCUUUUCGACUGUGUCGAACGCCAGGCGCUGGGAGAUGAAUGUUGCGGUAGUGCCAGGACACCAGAUUGUCACGAAGCUUGUCGCGCAUUAUUUCGUGGUCGAGCGACUCCUAGUCGCGCUGCACGCGCUCGCGUUGCUUCCGCCUGUGCCGAGAACAGUCAGCGGGUGCAGGCAUGCGCACGGAACCAGACCAAACUUACCCCGCCUGGUGAUCUACUUAAAUAUUUACCAUGCUGUGUAAAGUCUGACUUACAAGAAUGUCGAGACUCUUGUAGGCGCGCUUUACGUAAUGCCGGCUCACAACAAGAAGCGAUUGACGAUAUAAUUGAAGGCAAAUGUGGACCACCUUUACCUCAGCACCCUAUGUGGCAAUGUUUCUUAACUUUUGACCGAGAUCACAAGCACUCGCAAAGGCCCAAUGUAGUUGCGGAACGAGCAGGCGUGUUGGAUUCGGCAAAGUUGCAUUGCUGUCAACUUGCCCAUUCGCCGCGAUGUCGUCGACUUUGUAUUCAAACAUUUGGGGACGAUUGGUCACGUAGCUGGGAGCAAUUUGACGAUGGAUGUCUGGCUCAAACCUCUGAAGACGCAAUGAGGCGAUGCGUUGAUGAAGUGGAAGAGCCAUGUGAAUUAGGAUGCGAUGGCCUAUCGUUUUGUAGCAACUUCAAUAACAGACCAAUAGAUUUAUUUCGAUCUUGCAAUCAGGAAGCUGAUGAAGCUGCUAGACAUGAUAUCGCUUUAUGGAACGAACAGGGUUUUCUUGCUCUUCCCGGCGUUACGUUACCUUUGAAAAAUAUGUCAACUUGUUUGCCUGAUGCCUGGCAAGCGGUAGCCUGUGCUCUGCAGCUUAAGCCUUGUUCUCGAAGCAGCCAUGUGGACAGAAUUUGUCGAGAGGAUUGUCUUGAUCUACUUACGCGCUGUACGGACUGGGCUCGAGCACCUCCUGGUCUUACGGCUGCUGGUUUAUGCAAUACUUUAUCACCAGAUGAACCAAAAGCAUCAUGUGUGGCACUGCGGCCUUACUUGGAGCCAAAUAUCAUAACCAGUAGUUCGCCUAGUAGUGAUUUGCGGGAGCUUGUUACAUCUCCUUGUCGAGGAUCACCGUGCGGCUCUUCGCGCGUUUGUUCGGUCAGCCGCUGCCCAGGCGCGCAGUGCAGCGCACGCCGCUGUUUACCCGGUUGCCCAUUAGGCGAGGCGUCUCACUAUGCAGUGCCCGAGGGCACACUCGUACGGGUACCAAUGGACGGCGUGCAUGGUCAGCAGAAGGGUUGUCUUAAAAUAUGCAGAUGUGGAAAUGCUGGUGUACUAACUGAUUGCCAGCCACUUCCAUGCGUGGCGCUGGAUUCCUGCUCUUUGGCUGGACGUAGAAUCGAGCAUGGUUCGUCAUUUUAUGUAGAAUGCAAUUUAUGUUCAUGUUACGCUGGUGAAAUUGUGUGUGGAAAGCGUAAAUGCGCUCGUAGAGUUGAUGGGAUUGUUACAAGUUCUUCUCAGAAUUUCGGCACUGUAGCUGCUACAUUACCAUGUGAUUGUCCACCGCACUACGUCCCGGUCUGUGGAGCAGAUGGAAAUACUUACGCGAAUCCAUGUUUGGCAAAAUGUGCAGGAAUUGGGGACGGAGAUGUGGAAUUUGGUCCAUGUGGCUCAAGAGAUGCUUGCGCUGAUCAUCAAUGCCGUAGCAAUCAAGUUUGCUUGCCAAGACGCACUGUCUGUUUAUCCGCUUUACACAGACCUUGUUUACAAUAUGAAUGCGUAAACAAAACUAACUCCUGCGGCUCGAGUUUGUCGGAACCAGUGUGCGAUACUGCAGGACGGGAGCAUUCAUCGGUCUGCGGGCUGUUGGCUAGUGGUUCGCGUCUUGCAUACUGGGGUCCCUGUCUCACCGGAUGCUCUUCCCACAGCGGACCAGUUUGCGGGUUUAAUGGUGUAACUUACCGCAGUGAAUGUGCUGCCCACGCAGAUUAUUCUUCUGUGGAUUAUAAUGGUCCUUGCUUAGCAGUUGGUUUGAUAGGAGAUUCUAUUAAUUCUGCACAAUGCGGACUUCAUGUUGUUUGUAAAUCAUUAGAGCAAGCUGAUUGUGAAGGAUAUAUUCCGCCUGGAGCUUGUUGUCCAAUUUGCGCUGGUGCUGUUCGCAUUUUAUACUCUAGAAAACAAAUUGACCGCGCUCUCUACGCGCUCAGAGGUCCUGCACAAUCUCAUUUAACGUUGUAUGCGCUGCUUAAAGCUUUGGAGAGACAAAUCCAGGUCGCGCAGUGUUCGUUACGCGGCUAUUUAUCGCCAGAGUCGGAUUUAUUUGUAACUGUACAGACAAACGUGGCGAAUCCGUCGCGUCUUCAGCUGGAUGCCUGUGCCCGCGAAGCUGACAAACUUGCCGCCCUGGUGCGAACUCGAAGCCCGCGCAUCGCCAGCGAAUUGACGCUGAGCGCCUUGACGGCUGCUCGUGAAGUACACCGCGACAUGAGCGCUGGUUCAAGCACCUUCUACUAUUCAGACAUUACGAUAUUUUGCAGUACACCUGUACAAGAAAUGGCCGGACAUGGCAUGAAGGUUGCGCACAUCCUUGGUUUUUGGUACCUUUUAUCUAUGACAUUUGUCUAUAGGUGGAAUGAUUUUAUGGCUGUGAUAUUAGAUUGA
This is a messenger RNA of Ctenocephalides felis (cat flea), 2865 nucleotides long. Its product is annotated as reversion-inducing cysteine-rich protein with Kazal motifs-like. Gene Ontology annotation, molecular function: protein binding; metalloendopeptidase inhibitor activity. The transcript is spliced from 16 exons. Gene Ontology annotation, cellular component: plasma membrane. NCBI's taxonomy places the organism in Eukaryota, Metazoa, Arthropoda, Insecta, Siphonaptera, Pulicidae. Gene Ontology annotation, biological process: extracellular matrix organization. The record is from RefSeq and is a predicted model, not a curated record. Bases 103 to 2865 code for a protein of 920 amino acids.